AUGGGAAGGUCCUGUAAAGCCAAGAGAAUGAACGCGAAGAUUAAUCAGGUCGGAGAUGGAGAGACCUUCGAGAUGUAUCGAGGAUUCUUCAAGGUUGCUGUUUACGAUUUAAUAUCAGAUGAAUUUGCAAAAACACUUUUGUACGUUCAAGUACCUCGGUAUUACACGUGGGAUGCAGGUAGAAAAUGUUGGAAACGCCGAAUUCAAGGAUCUGCUGUUCUGGAUUGGCCUGGCGUUAAAUCUGGGGAUGCAUUAGGACGGGUCUAUACUGUCCACGUUAGCAACAUUGAAUGCUUUUGUUUGAGACUACUGCUACACCACGUGCGUGGGCCAACUUCGUUCAAUGAUCUCAAGAACUACAACGGUCAAACGUUUGUUACCUUCCGAGAAGCCUGUGAAACUAGAGGAUUGUUAGAGAAUGACAAUCAUUGGGACCCGACAUUAGAAGAGGCUGCACAAUGUAGAUCAGCACCUAAGGUGAGAGAUCUUUUUGCCAUUCUCAUAGCGACGUGUGGUCUUUCAAAUCCUCAGAUAUUAUGGGAAAAGUACCAAAAUGAUAUGUCUGACGAUAUUUUGCACAGACUACAACAAAAUAAUCCCAAUAUCACAUAUAAUGAUUUAGUAUAUAACGAGGCGCUAACUAAGAUUGAAGACCAAGUGAUGGCUAUAUCUGGGAAGACAUUAUCAGAUUUUGGAAUGAACCGGCCACAAAGAAUCGGAGAAGUCAGUGGUGAUUUAAUAAGAGAACUGGACUACAAUGUCUCUUCUUUACAGCAACAAAUAUCAGAGUCAGUUCCUCGAUUAAACACGGAACAAAAAUUAGUCUUUGAUAUUGUUGUGCAAAGAAUCUAUAAUGGUGAGGGUGGAUUGUUUUUCUUAGAUGCGCCAGGAGGCACUGGAAAAACUUUUUUAUUAAAUUUACUUUUAGCCCAAAUUCGCAAAAACAAAGGAAUAGCUGUUGCUGUAGCUUCCUCUGGAAUUGCAGCGACGCUGCUCGAUGGUGGCCGCACGGCACAUUCAGUACUUAAACUCCCAUUAAAUUUACAUCAUGAGGAAAUUCCAGUGUGUAACAUCACAAAAAACAGCGAUCGUGGCCGAAUGCUACAGCAAUGCAAGCUGUUGGUGUGGGAUGAGUGCACAAUGUCGCAUAAAAAAGCGAUCGAGGCGCUCAAUCGGACUCUGAAAGAUAUCAGAAGUAACCCGAGUUUAAUGGGUGGGAUGGUAGUGCUGCUUGCUGGUGAUUUUCGACAGACACUACCUGUCAUUACUAGAGGCACUCCAGCAGAUGAGAUAAAUGCAUGUUUGAAAGCGUCUACAUUAUGGGUGCAUGUAAAAAAAUUUUGUCUCACUAAAAACAUGCGAGUACAACUACAUAAUGAUACGCAAUCGGGGCAAUAUGCAGCUGCUCUAUUGAAAAUCGGUGAAGGUCGAAUGACUACGGACGCUAACGGCAUGAUUACAUUAAAUCAAGAAUUUUGUAAUGCUGUCCAAAACUUGGAAGAUCUUAAAAACAACGUCUAUCCCGGUUUAGAAUAUAACAUGAGGAAUAGAGAAUGGCUGUGUGAAAGGGAAAUAUUAGCACCGACCAAUGAAAUCGUGGGAAAGAUCAAUGAAAGAAUGAUGUCACAUGUGCAAGGCGAUGUUGUCGAAUAUUUGUCAGUAGAUAUUGUCAUGGACAGUGAACAGGUGACGUCUUAUCCUACCGAGUUUCUAAACUCUUUAGAGCUGUCAGGAGUGCCGUCUCAUAAGCUGAGACUGAAAGUUGGGGUUCCAGUUUUAUUAAUGAGAAAUCUCGAAGCGCCGAGACUAUGCAACGGGACUCGAUUGCAAAUUACGCAGCUAGGACGCAAUAUUAUUGGAGCAAUUAUAAUGACAGGUAUAGCUUAA
Molecule: messenger RNA, 1887 nt
Organism: Spodoptera frugiperda (fall armyworm)
Lineage: Eukaryota; Metazoa; Arthropoda; Insecta; Lepidoptera; Noctuidae
Exons: 2
Coding region: 1-1887 (628 amino acids)
Biological process (GO): telomere maintenance; DNA repair
Molecular function (GO): DNA helicase activity
Source: RefSeq, a predicted model, not a curated record